GAACCGUUGAUAUUUUUUCAGAGAUGGGUCAACCCGAAAAAGCUCAGGGGAAACCAAAAAUGACUCGAGAUCAGGAUUUUCUAACAGUUGCAUCGAAAAGGAACCAUAACCCGGCAUAUUGUAAGGUUCCUGGAAGCCUUACUGCUGUAGGAAAGAUGUCUCACGAGUUGUCUGCCUUAAAAAGUCAGAUGAAGAGCAAGACGGUUGUUGAACUACAGGAGAUGCUAGACAGGCAGCAGAAGCUGGUGGAGAACUCAGCUCUGCUUAAUAAACUACCAGACAAAGGAGCUAAGGCUGUGGAGAAGCUGGCCGUAUUGAAGGAGCUGGUUGAGGAGAAGAACGAGGAGUUGAUGCUCUCCAGGGCCAUGGCUAGGCUUAAUCUACCGGAUACUGAAGCUCUGGAGUGGGGAGAUGGAGGGAAACCAGGAGCUCAGUUUAAUAAAAACCAGGAAACCGAGGAAACUCUGCGGGUUCUAGCAGAGCGUGAGCUUCCCUCCAAAGCAACAGAAACGGAAGAUGUUGAUAAUUAUCAAACAAACAAAGUUUCCAACCUUGACCAUUUUAAAUCUCCGGCCAGGUUCGCCCCUUUCUCUUGUGCCAAGUCGAAGGAUGCCUCAACUCACCUGACUGUUCCUGCUGCUCCUGCAAUAACGAAGAAAAUAUCUCCUGUUGUAAAAACUCCUUGUAUUCCUCUUCCUCGAGUUUACGAAUGCGCAACUAAACAGCUAUCUCUACAGGAGAGUAUGGCGGUUCAGAAGGAGUAUGUUGCUCGGCACAGAGAAGCAAGUUUACGUCAAGCUGCCGCUCGUCUUUCAUCAUUUAACAAACCUAAACCAGAAUUCAACCAGACGGUAGAUAUCAAGAUAUCUGAUCUAAACUGGAGAGAACCGGUUCAUGUCGACGAGGGAGAGUUUGAUGAGGAGCACGGUGACGAAGACGAGGAGGAUGGAGGCGGAGUUAACGUCAUUGCGUUCGAGGAUGGAGAAGAAUAAGAUUUGGGAUUAUAUCUCUGUGACUAUAGACUAACUUGUACCUAAACUUUAUAUUUAUAUCUAUGCAAGAAUAUUAUUAAUUUCAGAUUAUGUCUUUCCUAUUCCAACUCAGACCCUUCUCCCAAGUUGUCCGUAGACUCCAGAUCUCUCAGUUUAGCUCCAGUCCUGUGUUUUAUUACGACAAAGAAAUCAGGUCGGAAACAUUCUCAACCGUUAACAAGAAGUUUUUUGUGGAUAUUAAGCUCAACGAAACCUCAGGAAGAUAUUUGAAAAUAUCUGAAUUAGCGAAGGGUAAACGAUUUACUGUACAAAUAUCAGCUGAAGAUACUGAGAAGGUUCUAGAACUGAUAUCAUCUAACAAGGAAGGAGAAGUGCAGGGGAAGGAUAAAGAUUAUACUCUGAAUAGAGAGGAAAAUUCCUUUGGAAAGUAUACGUAUCUUCUUGAGAAGAGUAAAGAAGGAAAAGUUUACAGAAUUGCUAUUCCUGACGAAUCCUACGGACAAUUCUUGCAAAGUAUUGAAAAUCUUAAACCGUUUUUAUUAGAAAAAACAGACAAUGUCGACCUUCAUUAAUAUCAAGGCCAUUGUAAAAGAACAAAUGAGAAAAUUAAAAGAUGUGAAGUGUUGUGAGAUAUCUCUGAACCUAUACAUGUUAUGUACCCGGAGAAAACCAAGUUUACUCAUGGACUUCUGUAGGUUUGAGAACACUGGAUUAGACAAGGCCUGCUUAAACACAGUCGGAGACGGGGCCUGUAUAUUAAAACUUGAUUUGGAUUAUUUUGUUUUUAACAAACCCAUUCUUGUUUCUCAUCUACACCGUCUCCUUACAGAGAAUACCUCUGUUUAUAUCGAUAUUAGUUCUUCCAAUCCUUCUCCAUUAUUGUGCAGCAGUACUAUAGUUACACAGAUAAACUCAUCAGUGGAGCAGGUUCUACUCAACCUGGAGAAAAGUGAGAACUCUCUCAUAUACCUGGAGAAUACAGAGUCCUGGAACCUUUCAACUCUAUUCGGGGUUCUUCUAGGUUUCCCAGUAGUCUACUGGUAUUCACAGGAACAGGAUUCAAACUGCCUAAGCAAUCAACCUUUAUGCGUUUACUCAGUUAAAUCCCGAGGCUUUACUCCAAUAUCAUUCUCCGUUCCGGUCAGUUGUUUAUCCAACCCGGAUAUAUCCCGAAGAAUUGAAUCCUGGGUGUCGGCCACAUGGCCGGAGCUACCGGAGAAUCCAUGGAAUCAGGACUUCAACCUGAACGGAGAAAUUUAUAAAUUCUCCACAACUGUUGUAACUAAACCUGUCAUAAUCCUGUAGUUAAUCAUCAGUUUUUUUAAUCAAUAAAUUUUUUUUAUUUGA
This is a messenger RNA of Eurytemora carolleeae, 2339 nucleotides long. RefSeq lists its product as uncharacterized. The record is from RefSeq and is a predicted model, not a curated record. The transcript has 9 exons. Bases 24 to 992 code for a protein of 322 amino acids. Gene Ontology annotation, cellular component: nucleus. Lineage: Eukaryota; Metazoa; Arthropoda; Copepoda; Calanoida; Temoridae. Gene Ontology annotation, molecular function: transcription elongation factor activity. Gene Ontology annotation, biological process: transcription elongation by RNA polymerase II.